Messenger RNA from Cryptotermes secundus, 1053 nucleotides. RefSeq lists its product as uncharacterized. The record is from RefSeq and is a predicted model, not a curated record. The annotation marks the transcript as partial. Lineage: Eukaryota; Metazoa; Arthropoda; Insecta; Blattodea; Kalotermitidae. The transcript has 2 exons.
AGUUCAAGUGCAUGUACACGAUUUGCUAUAAAUGUGAUUUAAUUGCGGAUAAUAUAACUUAAAUACCAGAAUUAUUUUAGUUUGUUUAGUUACAUAUUGUAAUCAUUUAUUUAGGUGUAAUGUGUUAUUGAUUGAAUGUGUUACAUUUGAAUUCAGCUGUACUUCCUGCAAACGCCCCGUUGAUAGGUGCCGAUAGGUACAGUUCGUGGUGUUAUGAGUGACAAUAAUUUGGAGUAAGAGAUAGACUACUAUCUUUUAAGUGAAAAGAAAUGUUUAAAAAUUGUUGUGGGUGCAAGAACAACAAAACGAACAAGGACGAUGAAGUUGACAAAGAGAGGGAUGCGUAUGGACCGAAGCAGACGCAGAACAAGGAGCUUGCAGACGGCGCCGACGCAGCUGACAAGAAGAUGAAGUCACCUCUCAAAACCUCAGACAGUCUGAAAAUUGUCUCCUCGCUACCGAAUGUGACAAUAACGGAACCAGAUAACGGUCCACUGAAAAGGUCUCAGGAUGAAGGGAAACCAGAAAUCGUUACUGAGAGCAGCGAAAAUAAACAAAGGGAGGAAAUGCGAAACGAGAAGCAACCCUCGGAGAUUGUGGCAAAUGGCGUGAAAGAUGAAAUGAUGACAUGUGCAGUCGAAGCCAAGCAUGAUGAAGUAGGACGGGACGUAACUGAUGACAAACUGCUACCAUAUACUGAUGAAUUGUUGGUACAGGAAGAGGAAAUAGGAAGGUCCCGGUUGCCCAGCGAGGAUGAACUGGACACAGCGACGCUACAGGCCGUGGCGAGAGGAAUUCUAGCCACUCCGCACCCUUCCAAACGAGGUAGUGGCGGCAUCCCUAACUUGGCCGCCAUGCCACAGUGGCUGUCCCAGGAAGAUGAUGACAUGGUAGCUGAAGGGGGUGGCACCGCGGAGCCCCCAGCUACUCCUGUGGGCCGAGACGAACUGGCUCUACGACGCCAUCGCUUCUUUUCCGAUUUGCUCCACGCUCAUCAGGCAGGGACAGAACAUAGAGUUCGGUUUGACCCUUUGGGUCCUACUGUUGCUGGAG